Messenger RNA from Sparassis crispa, 4074 nucleotides. RefSeq names its product nucleoporin. The transcript has 20 exons. Gene Ontology annotation, biological process: transcription-dependent tethering of RNA polymerase II gene DNA at nuclear periphery; protein import into nucleus; protein localization to nuclear inner membrane. The coding region runs from base 1 to 4074 and encodes 1357 amino acids. Gene Ontology annotation, cellular component: nuclear pore; nuclear pore inner ring. The record is from RefSeq and is a predicted model, not a curated record. Lineage: Eukaryota; Fungi; Basidiomycota; Agaricomycetes; Polyporales; Sparassidaceae. Gene Ontology annotation, molecular function: structural constituent of nuclear pore.
AUGAAUCCUUUUGCGCCCUCUUCCUCUACCAAUCUGUUCGGGUCUGUGUAUGGGAAAUCUAAGCGUACCCAGUCUCUUGCGAAACCGGUCCCCGUACUGGACCUGCCUGCUCUUCAGAGCGCUAGCCGCGCCUUGCAGGAGCAGCACGUCAAGGAUACUCAGAUCAUCCCAGACUUGGGGGAUUUACUCGCUAGUCCCAAUGGAAAGUCUUCGUCGUCGUACUCUGUUUUUCCCGACGAUUAUCGCGUCCCCUUCCAGAAGAGAAGGCUUAUCGGUAUUCCAGAGGGGUUGUUCAAGUAUUAUACCAUAACAAAUGUACCUUCACACAUGGGAUUGAUGCCUGAAAUUGAGCGUGUAUGGGUCACAAUUGACCAUAGUCUCUUUCUAUGGGACUAUAUCGACGUCCAUGUGUUGGACUCAUUCGCUGACCAGCCCGAUGUCAUUACGGAUGUCGCACUUGUGAAGCCCAGACCCGGCAUAUUUAUCGACGAGAUAACAUACCUUUUGGUUCUUUGCACUCCCGUGUCGGUCGUUCUUAUUGGCCUUUCCGUAAAGACGGUGACAGGGCCUAACAACCGGACACACAAAGUGCUCAAGUUGUAUGCCACGGACAUGACCAUCUCCUGUGACGUCGAAAUGUCAUCUGUGAUAGGAACACAGGAAGGGAGAAUUUUCAUGUGUGGCGUACAAGAUGGUUGUCUGUAUGAAUUGCAUUAUCAGGAGAAAGAAGGUUGGUUCGGGAAGAGGGUGCAGAUUAUCAACCAUUCGGUUGGAGGUGUCCAAACUCUCAUACCUCGACUAUCAGCUCCAAAGUUAGAAGAUCGUAUUAUAUCCGCCGUUUCGGAUAGCGCUCGGGGUUGCUUUUACACUUUGACCGCCAAGAAUACCAUAGCAGUCUACAGACCAAGCGGCGACAAAAGCAUCCAACAUGUGCAGACUAUAUCGAACCUGUACAAGGGUGCUCAGGAUAUAGCCCCUGGGUCCCCCGCGCUUACGCUGCAGAAUUUCCAGAUCAUUGCGCUGCAUGUCGUGGACCCGUCAGAAUCGAAGUCUGGUGUCCAGCUUAUGGCCAUUACAACUAAAGGUGUUCGCCUCUUUUUUGCACCGACAAUUUCUGCUUCAAACUAUGGUGGUCUUGGUGCCAGUGCACAAGGUGCUAUUAAACUUAUGCAGCUCAUACACGUACGGUUACCUCCGCCGAAUUUGCUCCAUCCCGACGAGCAGUCGAACGCAUACCACAGCACUUCUGCGGUUGGCUACGGAUCUUCUCACACUCCUCAGUCUACUGCGCGACCAUACAUGGUAUCUGGUCUGGAGAGUUCCUGUUACGAUGUUGGGCUGACCAUAGCAGCCCAACCCGGCGAUGUCGAUGGUACAGACUAUAUUCUGUGUAUGUCUCCCGACCUCACCCGAAUAGGAUCUCUUGGACAAUACCGUGGGCCUUCUCCUCUAGAGCCGACACCACAAUAUGCUAGCACAUCUUAUGGCACGAUCCCUGGUCCACCUCGACCACCAUUGAUUGAGAGUGCAACUCUUCUAUCUAUUCCUGGGCGCACAUGGGCUAUGGCUACUGUCCCUCGACGAGCACCGUCGUCAGUGAAAUCCGGCGAUGCUCGUCCCACUGCCACGAAUGAACUCGCUUAUCAAUUUUCAGAUUCCACACGGCAGUUCAUGAUCCUCACGAAUGUUGGAUUGACCAUCUUGUCGAAGAGGAGAGCGGUGGAUCAGCUGAAGGAUGUCAUUGAAGAAUCCCAAGUGGAGGGCAAUGCGCAGCCACUCAUGGAGUUUAGGGAUAGCUACGGCCGAGAUCAGACUUGCGCUAUGCUUCUGGCAGUCGCGAGUGGUAAUACAUUCUUGGACAUUGGCGAAGACUCCAAGUUGGGAACCAUUAGCACUGUAAGCCCUGAGCUUGCUGUCGUUGCUAAACAGGCGUUCUAUGAAAUUGGGCAACGACCGACGUGGGCCGAAAGAGCCACAUACGGAACUAACGAGGGAUUCGGUACCGCUAUCUACAGCGGGAGACGGGAAGGGUUUGCACUGUAUUUCGCACGGCUUGUCAGACCCUUCUGGAAAGCUAAAUUAAUGAGAACGGGACGAAACGGAGCACAGGAGCUGGAGAUACACGAAGACAUACUUGUUACUGCGCAGAAGAACCUGUAUGCCCUGAAAGAGCUUCUAGAUACGAACCCCCAUCUAUUCCAUUCGGCACCCGGAGAUCAUACUAGUGCACGGUCAUCCACCGCAAGCGAGCAGGAAGCAUGGAAGGCAGAGCAGAGCUCUGUCUCUGAACUUCUCAGUCUUUUAGGACGGACAAUAGAGGCUAUCUCUUUUGUCUUGCUUUUAAGUGACCAUCAGCUUGGAGAUAUUGUGAAGCAUUGCGAUUCUGAGACACGGCAGAUGGUCACUUCUAUGACCUUCGAAGACCUAAUCACCAGCCAGAACGGGGUCACAGGUUCUCGAGCCUUGGUUAAUGUCAUCAUCAAUCAACAGAUAGGGCAACAAAUCAGUGUUGACACGAUAAGCGAGGUAUUGCAGCAACGAUGCGGCUCCUUCUGCAGCACGGAUGACGUCAUGUUGUACAAAGCUAUAGAAAAUGUUCGCAGAGCCGUGGAAACACGAAGCUUUGCUGAACGUCAAGCUCUACUCAGCGACUCCCUCAGGCUGUUCAUGAAAGGCGCGCGUAUCUUGGAGUUCGAAAAGCUGCGAGAAGUGUGCGGAGACUAUCAGCAGCUCAACUAUGCGAAAGGAGCUAUCCAGCUUCCUCUUCAUUGCGCAGUGACGUUCGACACCGAUGGCAAGGGAAAGGAAUACUGGCUUGCAGGAUGUCCAGCUAAUGAUCGUCGAGCAAAGUACUGGGAACGACGCAUGAACUGCUAUGACUUGGUCCUCGAUUCCCUCUCUGUCUUUGAGGAACGAGGUAUAGCUGCGAAGUCCGACGCGCAAGCUGUGACUACCGACGAUCCGGAUACCGUGCGUAUUCACGCAUACGAGCUCGCCUUCGCUAGCGAUGACGAGAUCUUCCACUCGACUCUCUAUGACUGGUUGAUAAAACGAGGCAUGGCAGAUGAGUUAUUGGAAAUGCGGCCGGUUUACUUGGAAGCACAUCUAAGACGUGAACCUAUUACCGUGGAAAAGUUCCAACUCCUUUGGCAGUUCUAUGUCAAGGAUGGCCAGCCACUAAGAGCAGCAGAAGUCCUUGGAGCGUUGGCAGAGUCUACUGAUUUUAACCUACCACUAGAGGCGCGCGUGGAAUAUCUGACUUUGGCUGUUGCAAAUGCCAAAUCUCAUCCAAUCUCCGUCGGUGGUCGAUAUGAGACUGCACUUGCCUUCCUCACCGAUCUCGAAGAGAGGCUAGAGGUUGCGCAGGUACAACUUGAGCUGUGCACUACUUUACAGCCGCAUAUGCAUGAAUCACCCGAGGCCGAGGCCAGAAUUAAACUGCUGGCCAAGGGAUUAAUGACGAUCACAGAGCUGUAUCAAUUAUAUGCUAUUCCGUUUGAUCUGCUCCCGAUGCAACUUCUCAUUUUGCACGUAUCCGGGCACCGUGAUGAGAACGUCGUACGGCCAAUCUGGAACAAGAUUAUCGAGGAAGCACUGGAUGGAGUGGAACCCAAGGUCGGCGCUGACAAGAUAAUGGCGAAGGUCGUUCCACUGGGUCAACGCUUCUACCCAUCCGAAAGCGCCUUCCCACUACGUCAUAUCGCCUCUUUGCUCGUGCGCUUCAACUUGGCCCACAAAGGAACAGUUGCGUAUGGGUGGGCACCUCGGAUACUAGUGCAAUGUGGCGUGCCACAUUCUGAGAUCUGGGAUAUCCUCAACGAGAUGUACGAGUCACAGAUACCACCGUUUAACGACCAAGCAAACGUCCAAGCCAUCUCCUCCGAUAUAGCUGUGCUGUUGACGGACUGGGUAGAGGAGGCAAUACGGCCGACAUCCCUUGCUGCUCGGGAUGAAUUCCCCGUGUUCCGGGUAGACCAAGCGGUAGACCAGUACCUUGCAGAACUGGAACCGAGACGGACAGAAACAAAAGCUGCGUACGAGAAUGUCAAGCGGCAACUGCGACGAAAUUGGUAG